This is a messenger RNA of Aphidius gifuensis, 2008 nucleotides long. RefSeq lists its product as uncharacterized. Bases 1042 to 1647 code for a protein of 201 amino acids. The record is from RefSeq and is a predicted model, not a curated record. NCBI's taxonomy places the organism in Eukaryota, Metazoa, Arthropoda, Insecta, Hymenoptera, Braconidae. The transcript is spliced from 7 exons.
UUUUUUUUUCAUUAAGUUUAAUGAGUUUUUUUUUUUUUACGUCAUAUGUAAACAAAAAUAUAAAAUAUUUUUAUUUACGAAAGGAUUUAUUUUCGAUUAUCUAAAUGAGCUGCCAGAAGCAUCGGUCUAUAGAGCAAGAAAGCUAACAUAUUUAGAUGGUGUAAAAAAACCUUUAUAUAUGUCAGUAUAGUAUUCAAUAUCGCAUCGAUGGCGCGAAUCAAAUAAUGAUACUUCAACCUAUGUUCCCAAGUCUCAUGUUGUUAUCGUUUAUUUUUCUUUCUGUCAAGUUUAAUGAGUUUUGUUUUUACAGGAUAUGUAAAAAGAAAUAUAAAAUAUUUUUAUUUUCGAAAUUAUUUACGAAAGGAUUUAUUUUUCAAUAUCAAAAUCAGCUGCUAAAAGCAUCUGUCUAUAGAGCAAAAAAACUAACAUAUUUAGAUGGUGUAAAAAAUCCUUUAUAUAUGUCAGUAUAGUAUUUAAUAUCGCAUCUACGGAAGCCCGGUCCGGCCAUUCCAAAAUAUUAUACAUGGUGCAGAAAGCGGGGUAAGGGGCAGUAACUUUAAGGCAGGUUUACAAAAAAGCAUCUUUAAUAUUUUCAUGUAAACACAAAAUAUAACGUAUUGGUAUUGUUUAUAUGUCAGUACAACUAACCAAUAUUCUUGUUAUUAUUUAAUAAAAUAUAGAUAAAAUUUAUUUAUUAAAUUAAUUAAAAUAAAUAAACAAAAAUCUAGAGGUCAACAGAAUUAUAACAAUCACGAUGAAACCUUGGAUAUUUUUGCUGAUUGAUUAUUAUAAGAAGAAAUUGGUAAAUAAUAAUAUCUAAUAUAAUUUAUAAAUUGUUCAAUAAUUUAUAACAUUAAGCUCACAUAAUUAUGUAGCCUGGUACACCAGUGUAGUAAAAAAAGUAGUUCAAAUCCAGAUAUUUAUCAUUGUUAUUGUUUAAAAAUACCAUAAAUAGUCUCAAAUCAAAAUCAGGAUUAUAUCAGUCAGACAGAAUAGUCUGGAUAAUUUUUUUAAUUGACAAUGUUUAAUUGUUAAAUAUAAAUGAAAUUUAAAUGUAUUAUUUGUUUUAUUAAAUUUUAUCAUUCAAAAGCUGAGAAGAUGUCAACAACACAUUCAAAAAUUCCAAUUACCAUUGACAGUCAGUUGAAAUUGAAAGACAUUGAAUGUAAAUUAUAUUUCGUAUUGUCAUCUGAUAAAAUUUGUAUGGGUGUUCUUGAUGUUGAGAUAUUGUUUUAUUAUAAAGAGUUGCAGUGUCAGGAUGAUAGUAAUUUGUCAUGUAAUAGUUGUGAUGUAAUUGGAGGUGUUUGGAUGACGAUGAAGCUUGUUGAUCUUGGACCUUACAAAAAGACAGAUCUACAAGCUUGGGAAGAUAAUUUUAGAGCAUCAAUUCUUGAUGACAGGUUGACUUACAAAAUUAUUGAUGAACUCGAAGCAUGGAAAGAACGUCACCAAGAAAUUUUUUAUAUUGAGUUGAAAAAAAAAGAAAAAAGAUAUUUGAAUAGAUUAAGUGAAGAGUGGAAGGAACCAAAAGAAGAAUUAGAUACAUUACAUUCUUUAUCUGUUUUUCAAGGACAUACACAAGUUGUUACUUUAAUUAAUAAAAUAAACAAAAAUUGGUUUGAUGAAUUAUGGGGUUAUUUCUAUUAAUGUAAAAUGAUUAUUUAAUUACCAUUAUUUCAACUAGAAAUAAUGUACUACCAGUUUCUUCUUUUAAUAAUUAACCAGCAAAAAUAACUAAGAUUUCAUCGUGAUUGUUCUGAAGAGAAAAAAAACAACAUGAAAACAAAUUAUGAGACCAGUUAUUAUCCAUGAACUUAUCAACAAAGUAACAACUGUAAAUGCUGAAAUUUUAAAAUGAUUUGUUGCAACGACUAAAUUAACUUCUCCAAUAAUAUCAAACUAUGUAUCAUCAGCCAAAUACCAACUCCACAACAUACACUGUAAUAAAAUAAACAAAAAUUGUUUUCAUAAAUAAUAGGGUUUUUUUAUGAAUGUAAAAAAAUUAUUC